Medioppia subpectinata is the source of this 1551-nucleotide messenger RNA. The record is from the annotation of a GenBank genome assembly. Lineage: Eukaryota; Metazoa; Arthropoda; Arachnida; Sarcoptiformes; Oppiidae.
AAAUGGUACCGUAUAUUGAAUUACUGGUCGGAACGCAAUAUCUCGGGUCCAAAACCCAUCCCAUUGUUUGGCAAUAAUUUAAGUCCUGUCCUAAAGCCGAGAGCAAUGGUUGAUAUGGAGUGGUAUAACACUUACGGCUCAAUCUAUGGAGUCUACGAUUGUGGACAACCUGUCCUCUAUGUGUUAGACCCGGUGCUCAUCAAACAGAUUCUGGUCAAAGAGUUUCACAAAUUCCCAAACAGAGCGCAGAUCCCGGAGUUGAGUGGACUCAUCUCAAAGUCCAUACCCCGAGCCAGGGAUGAGAACUGGAAGCGUAUCCGCGCGAUAGCGAGUCCCACAUUCACUACCGGCAAACUGCGACACAUGUAUCCACUGCUCAACGAGUGUUGCCACGACUUCUUGGCCGAACUCGACAGAGAUGUGUCCACCAGUGGUGGUCACCGGGAAGUGGACGUCAAGCAACUGAUGAGCGCCUAUACACUCGACGCGAUCACCAGCACAGCGUUCGCCAUCAAAACCAACUCCUAUUCCGACCCAAACAACCGGUUCAUCACGACAUCCAAUAAUAUCGCAAAAACAAUUUUUUAUACCAAUAAAUGGCAAAAGAUAUUACCCAUGAUUUUACCCACAUUUCUAACCAAUACCCGAAUGUGGAAAUGGAUGGCAGCCGGCGGUCGACCCGACGAUCGGUACUUCAAUGAUGUCGCCCGACGUUUGAUGUCUGAGCGCAAGAAAUCGGAUCAAAAACACAACGAUUUUCUACAGCUUUUGAUGGAUGUGAAGAGAGAGGACGACACCAGCCAUACGACUACCGGUGCCGGCGAUGCGGCCGAAGAACUUCGCGGGAAUGAAGGCGUCGACGAACUGAUGGCAGAGAAACAGCUGUUGAGUGGAGUGUUGGCCAAGAAGUUGACCGCCGAUGAAAUACUCGCGCAGUGCUCGACGUUUUUUACGGCUGGUUAUGAGACCACGGCUCUCACCCUAACGUACUGUACGUAUGAAUUGGCAGUCAAUCCCGAUAUUCAGGACCGGUUGGUGGCGGAGAUCAGAGAAGCGCUCAAUGAACACAACGGAGACAUAGACUACGAAACCCUUCUCCGACUCCCACUCCUCGACGCCGUUAUAUCGGAAACUCUCCGCAAAUAUCCCACGGAUUCACGACUGGAAAGGCAGGCCUCGGAUGACGCGGUGCUUAGCGCUGGUAGCGAUCGGUCGACGAUUAAUAUCUCGAAGGGAAUGGUUAUAAAGAUCUCGACGUAUGCCUUACAUCACAACCCGGACUACUUUCCCGACCCGUUUGCCUUCAAACCCGACCGCUUUUUGCCCCAAAAUCGCCAUAACAUCAAACCCUAUACAUACCUACCGUUCGGCUCCGGACCGCGUACUUGUCUGGGUAUGCGUUUUGCAUUGCUUGAAGUGAAACUAGGCAUGGUCAACAUGAUGCAACAAUUCCGUUUCUAUCGGGUGCCCGACACGGAUGUGCCCCUCGUUUUCCUGAGGGGUUCCGACCGGUUAUACGCGAAGAGAGUUGUGGUGGGCGUCACUAAACGC